AACAAAACUUCUCCAUACCAAGAGAAUGCAAUCUGUAAUAUCUCUUGCUAAGUGUUCUUUGCUAAUGGAUUUUUUUUUUCCCCAUAAACUGUAGGGUUGGCAAUGAAAUACCCUGCAGAAAAAGAGAGGAUUAUUUGGAGUGGCCUGAAUAUUUCAUGGCAGUUGCUUUUUUGUCAGCACAAAGAAGUAAGGAUCCAAAUUCUCAGGGAGCUGAACUGACAAAACCUGUGCUUAGUAGGGUUGGUGCUUGCAUUGUAAAUUCAGAAAACAAGAUUGUUGGAAUUGGAUACAAUGGGAUGCCUAAUGGCUGCAGUGAUGAUGUACUACCCUGGACAAGAACAGCAGCACACAGACUAGACACGAAAUAUCCCUAUGUGUGCCAUGCUGAAUUGAAUGCCAUCAUGAACAAAAACUCAGCUGAUGUGAAAGGCUGCAGCAUGUAUGUUGCCUUAUUUCCAUGUAAUGAAUGUGCAAAACUCAUCAUCCAGGCAGGCAUAAAAGAAGUUAUUUUUAUGUCAGACAAGUAUCAUGACACUACUGAAAUGACAGCUGCACGACGCAUGUUUGAUUUAGCUGGAAUUAUAUAUAGGGAAUUCAAGCCGAAGUGUAACAAGAUCACCAUUGACUUUGAUUCAAUUAACAGCAGACCAAGUCAAAAGCUUCUCUGAAUUAAGUCUCAUUAAAUCUGUAGAAGACUGUGAUUAUCCUUUUCUAAAGAGCUGCUAUUGCCUUUCAUCUUGAAGUUAUUUGCAACUUUUUAAUGGCUUCUACAGCUAAAGUAGACUUCUAAGAA
Messenger RNA from Tinamus guttatus (white-throated tinamou), 793 nucleotides. Lineage: Eukaryota; Metazoa; Chordata; Aves; Tinamiformes; Tinamidae. The record is from RefSeq and is a predicted model, not a curated record.